Messenger RNA from Periconia digitata, 939 nucleotides. The record is from the annotation of a GenBank genome assembly. NCBI's taxonomy places the organism in Eukaryota, Fungi, Ascomycota, Dothideomycetes, Pleosporales, Periconiaceae.
AUGAUGCGUGCUCUCCCCAUCGCAUUAUGCAGUAUCGUCCUAUCCUGGACAACAACGGUACUCGGCCAGCUCCAAUUCACGGAACCCGAUGGAUCGAAAAAGGAUCUAACGCAAACUUACACCGUCGGCGACACAAUGAAUAUCAAGUGGAAAGAAGGCUGGUCUGGGAUAGGUGACGCACCGGGGUUUGUUGAUCUAUGGGUAACGUGGUUUGAAUCGGACUCUUACAAUUUACUGUUACUCGCCAAUAUAACCCUGACGCAAGGCGGAUUCCUCCCCUGGAAAAUAAACGUGACAAACGAAGCCGCAACCGCCGACGAAAAGUUCGUGCUAAGAUUCCGUCCGCACCGCGAUCCAAAAGAUUACAGCUUCAAAGGUCCCAUGGCGCCGAGUCGCGGGUUCCGGAUUAAAGCCAGUUCUUCAUCAUCCUCUUCUUCUUCGUCAUCGUCUGGAUCGGCGACGGCUGCGAACGCGCCUACGGAUUCGGCAGGGACGCUUUCUGGUUCUUCAUUGUCGACUUCGGAGGGAAGUGGUUCAGGUUCUACAUCACAGACUCCACCACCAGACGCGUCGAACGCGGGCACGCGCCAUCCGCUCGAUAGGCCGAAGUCAACGCCCUUGGGAGCGAUCGUAGGUGGAGCGAUUGGCGGGAUGGUUGCGCUUGUUGCGCUCGGUGGAGGGGCGUUUAUGCUGUUUAAGAGAUGGAAGAAGGCGAAGGGUCCAGAUGAGUCGGCGGCGGCAUAUGUCGCUACCAGAGAUGGUGGUGCUGGAGGGAGGUCUGCUGGCGAUGCUCCCGAACUCGUGCAACAUGGUGGGAAUCAUCAGGAAGUAACUUCGUAUUAUGCGCCUGUGAAAUACGCGGCACAUGGUGGGACUGCAGAGUUGGAAAGCGUGGAGCGACCUGUGGAAAUGGGAACUCAAGGGCGUGAUGGGCGAUGA